AUGCCCGCCCUCCUAGAAGACCCCCAAAACCACAUCCCCCCACCCGCAACAGCCCUCAAACAAGCCCCCCUCCUAAAACCCCGCCAAACAACCCUCCCCAAAGCCAGCAACGCCCCCGUAACCCUCUACCCCAUCACCAACGGCCCUGACUGCCUCCCAGCCGAUCUAAUCAAGUAUCUGCACGCCGAGUUCUCAGCGGAGAUCGAGCGCGGGGCGACAUAUCCGAUGGAAGAGCCCAUGGAGCUGGAAAAGUUUGCGGGGUAUUGGUUUGGGACAUUCGCUGUUGUUGCGCUGCUGGGUGAGGAGGGGAAGAUUAGGGAGGGGAGGGAUUGGAAGAGGGAGUGCUUGGGGACGUUCUAUAUUAAGCCGAAUUAUCCUGGACGAUGCUCACAUGUGUGUAAUGCGGGGUUCCUGACGACCAAUGCGGCCAGGAAUAAGGGUGUUGGGAUUGUUAUGGGCGAGACAUAUCUGGAGUAUGCACCGAAGUUGGGCUACAAAUACUCCGUCUUCAACCUCGUCUUCGAAAACAAUACCGCCUCCGUCAAAAUCUGGGAAAAACUCGGGUUCAAGGUUAUCGGGCGAGUCCCCGGGUGUGCACGACUUGCUAACAGCGAGGAAUUGGUCGAUGCGUUGAUUAUUGGGCGGGAGUUGGUUUAG
Aspergillus chevalieri is the source of this 657-nucleotide messenger RNA. Its product is annotated as GNAT family N-acetyltransferase. Gene Ontology annotation, molecular function: acyltransferase activity, transferring groups other than amino-acyl groups. Bases 1 to 657 code for a protein of 218 amino acids. The record is from RefSeq and is a predicted model, not a curated record. NCBI's taxonomy places the organism in Eukaryota, Fungi, Ascomycota, Eurotiomycetes, Eurotiales, Aspergillaceae. The transcript has 3 exons.